CGGCAGAAACUAUAAUAAUUUAAAAAUGCAUUUUACAAUGAAGACAGUUUUGUUUUUAAGCUGCCUUUCCGCUGUUCUGUUCCUUAACGCGCACGGAGACGUGAGCUAUUCUUUCCCGGAGGAGAUGAAACGAGGAUCAGUCAUUGGGAAUGUCGCCAAGGAUCUCGGGCUGCAGACGGGAGCGCUCACUAACAGGAGACCCCGCAUUGACACCGACGGGCCUGAAAAACGUUACUGCGAUGUAAACCUGAAUAACGGAGAGCUGAUUGUGGCCGACAGGAUUGAUCGUGAGGGCCUUUGUGGUGAGAAGGCUUCGUGCAUCCUGAAACAGGAGCUCGUGCUGGAAAACCCUCUAGAGCUCCAUCGGGUCAGCCUUCAUAUUCAGGAUAUUAAUGAUAACGCGCCACAGUUUAACGAAAAAAUUGUCAGUCUGGAAAUUCACGAAUCUGCAGACAGAGGAGCUCGUUUUGUGCUGGAGGAGGCGCAUGAUGCAGAUGUAGGACAGAAUGCAGUUCAGCAGUACAGCCUUGAAAGGAACGAUCAUUUUAUUUUAGCUGUUGAUAGAAAUAAAAUAGAGCUUGUUCUGGAUAAGGAGCUUGAUCGUGAAAAGUACAAGGAAAUAAAUGUGCUGCUAACAGCUUUAGAUGGAGGAUCUCCUCAGAGAUCAGGUACAGUAGUCAUUCAUGUCUCUGUGCUGGAUGCUAAUGAUAACGCCCCAGUGUUCAGUCAGGAGGUUUAUAAAGCCAGUCUGCCUGAAGACUCUCCUUUAGACACUCUAGUGGUCACAGUUAGUGCAGCUGAUGCUGAUGAGGGACUGAACGGAGAUGUGGCUUAUGAUUUUGGUCACGUGUCUGAUGAGGUGAGAAAAAUAUUCAGCAUUGAUCGUAAAAGUGGUGAAUUAGGUUUAAUUGGUUCUGUUGAUUAUGAAAGUACUUCCUCAUAUGAAAUACGUGUUAAAGCAAAGGAUGGUCUUGGGCUUUCAUCUUAUGCUAAAGUCAUCAUUUCUGUUACUGAUGUGAACGACAACACCCCUGUCAUUAAUGUGAAAUCACUGACCACUCCCAUACCAGAAGACACCUCACCUGGUACAGAGGUGGGCAUCAUCAACGUGCAGGACAGAGACUCUGAGAAGAACCGACAGGUCCGCUGCUCCAUCCAGCAGAACGUUCCUUUUAAGUUGGUUCCUUCUAUCAAAAACUAUUAUUCUCUGGUGACCACAGGACAGCUGGACCGUGAACUAGUGUCUGAUUACAACAUUACAAUCAGUGCCACUGACGAGGGCUCUCCACCUCUGUCCUCCUCUAAAACUGUUCAGUUAUCUGUAGCUGACAUCAACGACAACCCACCUGUGUUUGAGGAGCAGUCCUACAGCGCUUAUGUGAGUGAAAAUAACAAACCUGGCUCCACUUUAUGUUCCGUUAGUGCUCGAGACCCGGACUGGAGACAAAACGGUACCGUGAUUUAUUCUCUGUUACCUGCUGAGGUGAAUGGUGCGUCGGUGUCCUCCUAUCUAUCAGUUAACGGAGACACGGGGGUGAUCCAUGCUGUCAGGUCGUUUGAUUAUGAACAGCUGAGGAGUUUUAAAGUCCACGUGAUGGCCAGAGACAACGGUUCUCCUCCUCUCAGCAGCAACGUGACCGUGAGUGUGUUCGUAUCAGAUGUGAAUGACAACUCUCCUCAGAUACUGUACCCCGCCCCGGAGGGCAGCUCCUUCAUGACCGAGCUGGUCCCCAAAGCUGCACACGGAGGCUCUCUGGUGUCCAAAGUGAUAGCGGUGGACGCGGACUCUGGACAGAAUGCCUGGCUGUCCUAUCAGAUAGUCAGAUCCACUGAUCCGGGACUUUUCACUAUCGGUGUGCACAGCGGAGAGAUCAGGACGCAGCGGGACAUUUCUGAAUCUGACAGCAUGAAACAGAACCUGAUUGUAGCAGUGAAAGAUAACGGACAGCCCUCUCUGUCUGCCACCUGUGCCAUGCAUUUACUGAUUUCUGAUAACUUGGCUGAGGUGCCAGAGCUGAAAGAUAUUUCUUAUGAUGACAAGAACUCCAAACUGACCUCGUAUCUGAUCAUUGCGCUGGUGUGUGUGUCCACCUUCUUCCUGACCUUCAUCAUCAUCGUCCUGGGUGUGAGGUUUUGUCGCAGGAGAAAGCCCAGACUGUUGUUUGAUGGAGCAGUGGCCAUUCCCGGAGCUUAUCUCCCUCCUAAUUACGCAGAUGUUGAUGGAACAGGAACUUUACGCAGCUCCUACAACUAUGACGCCUACCUGACAACAGGAUCUAGAACCAGUGACUUUAAAUUUGUGUCAUCUUACAAUGACAACACGCUGCCUGCUGACCAGACUCUGAAGAAAAGUCCCUCUGAGUUUGCUGAUGUGUUUGGAGACUCUGAUUCUUCCCCAGAGGUAGGCAUUCAACUUAAAACAUGUAUGUUAUUACCCUCAUUUUUUGUAUUUUGCUUCAACAAAGCUUUUUAAUUAUUCUGUUGACAACACUAAAGUACCAUAAAUAACUGAAACAACGGCUUUUGGUUAUGCCACUGUCCUUGGUGCUUAAUUAAUAUG
Nothobranchius furzeri (turquoise killifish) is the source of this 2560-nucleotide messenger RNA. The record is from RefSeq and is a predicted model, not a curated record. NCBI's taxonomy places the organism in Eukaryota, Metazoa, Chordata, Actinopteri, Cyprinodontiformes, Nothobranchiidae.